Messenger RNA from Aureobasidium pullulans EXF-150, 1254 nucleotides. RefSeq names its product tRNA pseudouridine synthase B. Gene Ontology annotation, cellular component: mitochondrion. The coding region runs from base 1 to 1200 and encodes 399 amino acids. Gene Ontology annotation, biological process: tRNA modification; mRNA pseudouridine synthesis. NCBI's taxonomy places the organism in Eukaryota, Fungi, Ascomycota, Dothideomycetes, Dothideales, Saccotheciaceae. The record is from RefSeq and is a predicted model, not a curated record. The transcript is spliced from 2 exons. Gene Ontology annotation, molecular function: pseudouridine synthase activity; RNA binding.
AUGAGUGAAGCUUCUCCCGUCCUUGAAGGCGUGUUCGCCGUUCACAAGCCAAUCGCAACAUCCUCCGCUCAAGCUCUCCGCGACUUGCAAGGCUACUUGAACCCCUCCAAAACAUUCUCUCCCUGGAUCGCGGCCGAAAAGGCUAAGCGUGAUGCCGACGCAGGCAAUGGAAAACGCAGAACACGCAAGCAGAAACAAGCCGUUCAAGUCAAGCUCGGCCAUGGCGGUACACUGGAUCCUCUGGCCACUGGUGUGCUCGUCGUAGGAGUCGGUAGCGGAACUAAGAAGCUGCAAGGAUUCCUGGAUUGCACGAAAGUGUACGAGACUGUUGUCGUCUUUGGCGCAGCAAGUGACACCUACGACACCGAGGGCAAGGUCGUCAAGAGAGCACCAUACCAACAUGUCACCAAAGACAUGGUCGAGGAAGCGCUCAAGAAGUUUCGCGGCGAGAUCAUGCAAAAGCCUCCGAUCUUCUCAGCUUUGAGAGUGCAGGGCAAGAGACUGUACGAAUACGCAAGAGAAGGCAAGGAGGUUCCUAUUGAGAUUCAAGAGCGACCUGUCACAGUCUCGCAAUUGGACUGCGUAGAAUGGUUGGAGCCUGGCACACACAAAUACCAUUGGCCUGAGAAGGAGGCUGAAGAGGAGGAGAAGAAGGUAGCUGACAAGCUCUUGCCUCAACUUCCUGAGGAUACCCAGGCUACUGCUGGACAAGAGGCACAACCCGACACAGAAGACUUGAAGAGAAAGAGAGAAGGUUCUGAUGGACCGGAAGCCAAGAAGAUAAAGAGUGAAGGAGCAGAAGCCGCAGACCAAGCACCUACAGUCGACGCAGAUGCUCCUAAGGAAGACAGAGGGCCAUGUCCGGCACCAGCAGCUCGUCUAAGAAUGACCGUCUCAUCCGGCUUCUACGUCCGCAGCUUGUGUCACGAUCUAGGUGCGGCAGUCGGUUCGCUCGGCCUCAUGGCCGCGUUAGAAAGAUCACGACAGGGUGAAUUCGAGCUUGGCAGAAACGUUCUCGAGUUUGAGGAUCUGGAAAAGGGCGAGGACGUUUGGGGACCCAAGCUCACAGGCCUGUUGGCGCAAUGGGAAAAGGACCACCCUGAGGGUCAAGGAGACCACAGACGCAUCUCAGCUAAGAGACAAGCAUCACCUUCCGCAGAACAACAACGUCGCAGAAACUCGUCAUCACCACCAGCAUAGAGUCGGCAAGAACGAAAAGCACCAUGACUAGAAUAAACAUAUUUUGAUACCCUG